UCUUCAACCAAACCAAAAACAGAAGUCCUUUGAUUCCAAGUUACCAAAAUCAACAGAAUGGCCUCUUUCAAUAGCCUUGUCUUGGCUUUCUUCAUGGCUUUGUUCUUCUCAAGCAUGAAUGUUGGACUAGCUGCUCGACGUCUUCAGCAACUGCCACCUCUGCCUGCAAUCCCAACUUUCCCCACAGGAACACUGCCACCAUUGCCAUCCAUCCCGAAUAUACCACUGCCUACAAUUCCAUCUCUACCAAAUCUGCCUCGUACACUCCCUCCGCUUCCUAGCAUUCCCACAUUACCACAGCCUACGCUGCCUACCUUUCCUCCAAUGCCUAGCGUUCCUGCAAUUCCUACGGUUCCUACUAUUCCUUCCAUCCCUCUCGCACCACCACCUUCAAAUUAGACAUUGAAGUGGUCUGAUUUCGCAGUGUUUUCAUAGUUUUGUAUCAUAUUAGAAGGCCUUUUAGAUCUUCCUUGUUUCACAAGAAAGAUGACAGAGGCUUUCAUGUGUGAGCAUGGUUCUUUCUUCAUCUCUGUUCCUAUUCUAGACACAGGUGCAUUACUUCCAUUACUUUGUAUUGUAUUUCAGUUCCUUGGGAUUGUAUUUCUAUCAUAUUAAUACUAUGUUUUUCUUUUUCAUAACAUCUUU
Rubroshorea leprosula is the source of this 645-nucleotide messenger RNA. Lineage: Eukaryota; Viridiplantae; Streptophyta; Magnoliopsida; Malvales; Dipterocarpaceae. The record is from the annotation of a GenBank genome assembly.